AUGAGCCGGCCUCCAGCAACAUCACGCAAGCUCAGGCGUGUGCUGGUGCUACUGGCGCUGUUCUUGACGUGUCAGCAAGCAACGCAGACGGCGAGGGCUUUGCUUGGAGCGGGGGCCGUGCCGUUUCCAAGGUCGGUUCCUGCAGGAAUAUGGGCACGCAGCUUGCUCGUUGCACGCAGGGCUGAGGCUGAUGGCACUUUGGAUGGUGGUGAGGCUGUCCCAUCACAGACCGCUGAAACGGUCGAAGAUGCCAAGAAGGGUAUUACUGGGAAGAAGGCUUCCUCAGCAAAGUAUGAGGUGGAAGAGGUGGAAGAGGCGACGACCCAGGCCAAAGCAGGCUUCGAUCAGGCCCAGUGGCUGCAAAAAACAGCUGAGCAGAUCCGGCAGUUUGGAGUGGACGAGGUCAGUUCUUGGGUCCGGGCGGCCUUGGAAACGGAGAACUACGGCGACAAGCACCAGAGCAUUGCCGAGAUUUUGAAGCAGAACGACGUGAGGGGCACCGCGCUCCUGGAGUUGACUGCGGAGAAGAUGCGAACGGUUGGCAUUCUCAUGGGCCCCGCUGAAGUCCUGGCCAAGCGCAUCGCUGCUGUUUCUGCCCCGCCGACGGCCGCAAGCGGAUUCCAGGUGCCUGAUGCACAAAAGGCCAUCCAGGACAUCCUUUGCCCAAGCUGGACUGUGCGCUCUCCCAGGGCGAUGAUGCCACAGCUCAUCGCGCGCGAGGAGGCCAAAGAUCAAAUCCUGGAGUACAUCCAGGGGGCCUUGUCACAGGAUGACUACUACUGGGAGUCCGGGUCAAGCAUACACAAGUGUGCAAUCCUGACGACGGCCGGAAUAAAGGGCACAGGCAAGACUCGAGUACUUCACGAGAUGUGCACGACAUGGCGGGACGAAACCGGGGCGAAGGCGGCUGUGACAGUGGACUUCAAUGGGGGGAGCUAUUGGGACCACAGCAAAGCUGCAACCGAAGUGUUUUCAAAGCUACUCCUUCAGCAGUCAGGCAUGCCUGCGGAGAAAGCAGAAAACUGCGCGGCCGUUCUUUCAUUCAAGCAGGUGAUGCAGUGUUUGCGAGAGAAGCUGAAUUUGGGCGCCGACGACCUUCUGCUGGUAGGCAUCGAUGAGAUUCGGCAGUUCGAGACUCUUGCUGGCAAAGACAGGGCCGUGCAACUAGUAUCCAACCUCAUGGGAGCCCAGGACGAGUCCCUCCUCCAAACAAGCAACUGCCCGGUAAUCUUCGUGUGGACAUCGCUGCUUGAGAGCUACAUGUCGACGCUGAUGAGUGACUCCGGGCGCUCUGUGCUGCUGCCGAUCCUGUUGAGGGGUUUGCCACUUGUAGAGGCUUUGCAGCUGCUGCCCGAGGAGCUUCGCGAAGAACUGGACAAAGAACCAUCCGGACGUCAACUCGUGCGACAGCUGCUGGGUCAUCCGCGGCUGAUGUUCGAUGCUUUGAGAAAGGAGUACUCCAAGCUCAAGAAGCCUCCUCGGAAUCCACUUGCAUGGAAUCAACUUCAGCAUGCCAUGGUAACUCAUGCCAAGCUCGGAGACCGAAAAGCCUUGGACAGCGUCGAGGUGAUUCACUGGUGGUCUCCUCUCGCUUCCACAACUCGAUCAGUACUUGAAGACCUCCGUCUGCGUGGUAUUGUUCAUUCCGUGCGAUGUGGCAGCAGCUUCAUCAACAUCCUUCAUCCCGUAAUGCUGCAACUUUGGGCGCAGAGUGACGGAACCAGUCUCGCAGGCCAGAUCAACGAGAUGUUCGAGCAGGAUGCGAUCAUGGAGGACACAAACGAGAAGAAGUUUGAGGACAUCGUGGUCCACUUCGACUGUGCUGUGCGCCUGGCGUUGGGCAAGAGCAAAUGCACACUCGAACAGCUGUUCCAUGGGGCGAGCUUUCGACCAACAACAAGUCGUUUGCAGAACGUCGUCGUCACCUCCACGCAGAAUGUUCUUGCACCGUUGGAGUAUGUCAAGUCCUUCGUAUGUGUAGAGGAAGUCCUGCAGUCCCUCAAAAGCGGUAAGAUCGUCGUGUCCAAGCUGCGCGACGAGCCGGGCAUCGAGUACCUGAUCCCGUGGAUGGUCCCGGAUCCCGACGACCGAAGAAAAAUUCGUGACUUGAAGUCGGAGUGCAAUAAGACAGAGGCAGCUUCUCUCCUCGUUCUUGGCAUCCAGACGAAAUGUGUCAGCGAAUAUGUCCCAAACUGGCCCAGCGUUGCAAAGAAAGCAGAGGAUGCGCUGGAUGUCUUCCAAAACCACCCGGACGUUCUUGGAGCCCUGCCCGUCUUCUACACCACCGAGGUCCGUGUUGAUACCCCCAAUCUCGAGAUUCCCAGCAUUUACUUCAGCGAAACGGGGCUCGCAGAGCUAAUGUUAGAGCGGACCGGUCCACUGCGGCUAUUCUUCGAGAAGCCCGGCGAUCGGCUCAAGAAGAUGCUUCCGGACUUUUUCGAGCAAAAGAAGGGUUGCAUGCAAGAGCUCUGGUCUUGA
Messenger RNA from Symbiodinium sp. CCMP2592, 2478 nucleotides. NCBI's taxonomy places the organism in Eukaryota, Dinophyceae, Suessiales, Symbiodiniaceae. The record is from the annotation of a GenBank genome assembly.